Molecule: messenger RNA, 313 nt
Organism: Topomyia yanbarensis
Lineage: Eukaryota; Metazoa; Arthropoda; Insecta; Diptera; Culicidae
Product: shematrin-like protein 2
Exons: 1
Coding region: 15-281 (88 amino acids)
Source: RefSeq, a predicted model, not a curated record
GUUCCGCGAACGAUAUGGAAAACGCGGAAACUUUUGGAUUCGGAUAUCGUAAAUAUAUCAACAUUUACCCAUCCUAUGGUGGUUACCAUGGCGGAUAUGGCGGUUAUGGUGGAUAUGGAGGCUACGGUGGAUAUGGUGGUUAUGGUGGAUAUGGCGGAUAUGGUGGAUAUGGCGGAUAUGGUGGUUAUGGUGGUUAUGGUGGAUAUGCUGGUUAUGGAGGAUAUGGUGGUUACGCGGGAUAUGGUGGCUAUCCAUAUUCCUACAAUUAUCCAUACUACUAAGUAGUUUGUUUAUUCAGUAGUUGUUAAUUGAC